UAUUUCAGUUUAUUGUACUGCUUGCAAUUGCUGAAUGUUUUGUUUUUUCCAGUAUUGGUAGCCUUAUAUGAAGAGCCGGAGAAACCGAAUAGUGCACUGGACUUUCUGAAGCAUCAUCUAGGAGCUUCAGCUCCUGAAAAUCCAGAAAUAGAGGCACUUCGCUUGGAAGUGGCAGAGAUGAAAGAAAAAUAUGAAGCUGUGUUGGAAGAGAAUAAAAAUCUCAAAAGCAAGCUGGCUCAGUAUGAACCACCUCAAGAAGAGAAGCGUGGUGAAUAGGGAUAGCUUCUCCUUUAAUGCCUUGGCUGAAUAAAGGGCUUCCCGAGAACCGUG
This is a messenger RNA of Struthio camelus australis, 330 nucleotides long. Lineage: Eukaryota; Metazoa; Chordata; Aves; Struthioniformes; Struthionidae. The record is from RefSeq and is a predicted model, not a curated record.